AUGCUGCCGUAUAAGACUGCAAGCAAGAGAUAUCUCUGGAACAGUACCCUGGUUAUCAGAGUAGGGGCCAAUGCAGCGCCUAUUGUCCAGGCUUCACCAGUCACUCAGAGUAAGGAUGGGUCCAUCCUGGUAGCCAUACAUGCCAAGCCUGGAGCCAAGGCUAAUGCCAUAACAGAUGUAACAACAGAGACUGUUGGUGUGCAGAUAACAGCGCCCCCUAUGGAGGGUGAAGCAAAUGCAGAACUCUGCAGAUACUUGGCAGGUGUCCUAGAGGUCAAGAAAAGUGCUGUAUCGUUGGAAAGGGGUGCCAAGUCAAGAGAGAAGACUGUCCGAGUCGACACUCCGGGAACCACAAUAGAUGCAGUACUUCAGAGAAUAAAAGCAGCAAUUUAAGAAAAAUCACAACCCUUAUGACCUAACGAAACUAAGGAUUAAUGCUCACACCUUACAAAUUGAAAAGAGCCAACACUACAACACACCAGCCAAUGAGAGACUUCGUCCCACAUGCCAUAAUAACAUAGAGAACGAAUUCCACUUCUUAAUGGAUUGUCCGACCUACGAAGAAGACCGUCAAAAGUCAUUACAAUCUGCAUAUAAGUCUGAUAUUGUACUACCACAGGCUAAGACAGAGAUAUUCAAUAUGAUAUUAUUAUGUCCUGUUCAUAUAUCUGCCUACAUAGGCCAAUUCAUUUACAACUCCUUGCAUAAAUGAGAAAAUGCUAUAUUGACAUAAUGAUCUGAAGUAUUAGCUUGUAUGAUAUUAACUAGAUUGGCUGAAAUGCUGUAAUUCAGUUUUAAGUUCAGUUC
Molecule: messenger RNA, 807 nt
Organism: Branchiostoma floridae (Florida lancelet)
Lineage: Eukaryota; Metazoa; Chordata; Leptocardii; Amphioxiformes; Branchiostomatidae
Product: UPF0235 protein C15orf40 homolog
Exons: 4
Coding region: 1-393 (130 amino acids)
Cellular component (GO): cytoplasm
Source: RefSeq, a predicted model, not a curated record